This is a messenger RNA of Pygoscelis adeliae (Adelie penguin), 12871 nucleotides long. It is a transcript of the gene DNAH17, whose product is annotated as dynein, axonemal, heavy chain 17. Gene Ontology annotation, molecular function: dynein intermediate chain binding; dynein light intermediate chain binding; ATP binding. NCBI's taxonomy places the organism in Eukaryota, Metazoa, Chordata, Aves, Sphenisciformes, Spheniscidae. Gene Ontology annotation, biological process: microtubule-based movement. The record is from RefSeq and is a predicted model, not a curated record. Gene Ontology annotation, cellular component: dynein complex.
AUGUCAGCUGCACUGGACGAGCGGCAUGGCUUCCUGCAGAGCUUCACCACGCUGCUACUGCGGGUCCAGCUGGACAAGUGGAGCAAGUUUGUAGGCAGCGAGGAGGCUGCAGCCGUGCUGGAUGAGUUCUUCAAGCAGCAGGACGUGCUGGAGCUGGUGCUGGGGCUGAAUCCCUCCGGGCAGCUCCUGCCGACCGCCUGCUUCCCACCCGCCCUCAGGGGCAAGGGUGUCUACUUCGUGAAGAAGAAGAGGGAGAACAUCACCCGGGAUAACUGCCGGAGUGGGCUGCUGGUGGGAGACAUCAGCCCCUCACCAGUGGAGCAGCUCAUCACCGUGGUGGAGGAGGUCGUGUCCCCCCUGCUUCUGAGUGAGGAGAACAUGGUGGGCUGGCCCAGGGUGGUGGUGGAGGACAUCGUGCGACAAGCCCACCAGCUGAAGAACAAGAUGUUCGUGAUGGGCGGGAAGAUUCAGGGGAAGCCGCUGCUCCCACUGCCAGAGCACCUGGAUGGCCAGGACGACUCCAGCACCGUCCUGGACUGCCUGGCAGGGCUUGUGGACGUUUCAGUACUGCACUCCAUCGAGACCAUUGUCAUCGAGUGGUCCCACCAGGUCAGCGACAUCCUGAGCAAGGACUCGGCGCAGCCGCUGCUGGAGGGGCUGCACCCCCUGCCCAGGGCAGAGUUCGAGUUCUGGCACACCAGGAUGGUCAACCUGCAGUGCAUCAACAACCAGCUGCUCUCGCCCCGAGUGACGACGCUGGCUGAGGUGCUGGAGAAGGCCAACAGUUGCUACUGGCCAGCACUCCAGAGCAUGUUCAGGGACGUCAGCGCCGGCCUGGAGGAAGCCAAGGACGUCAGCCUCCACCUGCAACCGCUUCGGAUCCUGCUGGAAGAGAUGGAGCAAGCGGAUUACUCCCAGCUGCAGCCCUACGUGGACAGGGCGCUGUGCACCGUCCGCCUCCUCCGGGCUUACUGCCAGCACUACAGCUCACCCGCCCGUGUCAUCGUCGUCCUGCAGGAGAUCUGCAACCUCCUCAUGGAGAUGAGCCGUAACUUCCUGAGCCCCGAGGACGUGAUGAAGGGGCUGCAAGGAGAAACCGAGGAGACCUUAGGGGGAAUCAGACUGAGCAUUUCCACCAUAGAGAAGCUCUUCCAGUCCUACAGCACUUACUGCUCGGACCUGAUUCCCACGUUGUUCCCGGAGGAGUCACAGCUCUGGGAGUUCUCCCCUUCCCUCAUCUUCAAGAGAACGGACUCCUUCUUGCACAGGCUGAAGACCAUUGAGGAGCUGUACCAGACAGCUAUCGAGUUUCUGAAGCUGGAGAAGGCAGAGCUGGGGGGAGUGAGAGGAAACAUCCUCGGGAGCCAGGCAUUUCAGAUCUACGAGGAGGUGUCUGAACUCAUCAAGGGUUUUGCUGAUUGCAAAUAUGAUCCCUUAGAUCCCGCAGAAGAGCAAUUGAACAAAGACUUUGCAGAGUUCCAGGAGAAGAUUCAGGACGUGGACAGGCGACUGGCCACCAUCUUCUGCCAAGGCUUUGAUGACUGCAACAGCCUGGCAUCUGCUGUGAAGUUGGUGCACAUGUUUGCCUCCCUGCUGGAACGGCCUUUGAUAAAGGCUGAGGUUUCCCCCUGUUACUCAGCCCUGCUGGGAAUGUUCAGCGCCGAGCUGGAUAAUGUGAAGGCGCUGUAUGACACCCAGACCACUUCCCCACUGCCGUGCAGGGGGGGCCCGCCCAUCAACAAAAACAUGCCGCCGGUGGCCGGGCAGCUGAAGUGGGCUCUGGAGCUGCAGCAGCGGCUGGAGGGGCCACACAGGGACUUGUUCGCCAUCAGCCACCCUGUGAUGGUCAGUGCUGAAGCUAGACUGGUGUCUGGGAAGUACGAAGAAAUGAUAGGACUGCUGCAAGGUUACCGUGAGAAGGUCUACGAGGAGUGGGUGUGCGGAGCCGGCCAGGACUGCCACUUCAGCCUGGAGCAGCCCUUGAUCCUGAGGGACCCCAGCUCUUCCCUCCUCAGCGUGAACUUCAGCAAAGAGCUCGUCGCUGUUCUGCGGGAGGUGAAAUACUUGAACUUCCAGCAGCAGAAGGAUAUCCCAGGCAGUGCUGAGAGCCUCUUUGCUCAAAAUGAGACUUUCCAAAAGUUUGUGGACAACCUGGAUCUUAUCGUUGGCUGGUACAAUGAGGUGAAGCGGAGACUGCUGCCGGUGGAGCUCCCACUGGUGGCGGGGGAGCUGGAGGCCAUGGAUGGCCAGCUGGCCAGCGCAGAGCACACCCUGUUUUGGAACCAUGAAGGUGUCAUGGAGUACAUCCAAGAGAUGAGAGAGAUCUUGUACGACUUGCAGACCAGGGUCCAGAAAGCAAAGUUAAACAUGGAAAAUAUCACCCAGCUGAUGGAGGAGUGCUCAGCUGCUCCCUUGUUUGAAAGGAAAGACAACAAGGAGGCAGCACUCUUGGACCUGGACGGGAAAGCAAACACCUUAACCAAGCGCUAUGCUGCCAUUAGGGAUGCAGGCGUAAAGAUCCAGGAGAUGGUGGAGGAGAAUGCAGAUCUGUUUAAGGCUGAUAAGUCGUCGCAGAUAUGGCUGGACUAUGUGGGAUACAUAGAUGGAAUCGUGCUGGAUGGACUAUUCAGACUUGUCCACAAAUCUCUGCAGCUGCUGCUCACCAACAUGGCCCCUGACGCCAAUGUGGCCCCGUUGUUCGAGGUGCGCAUGGAGCUGUGCGACGGCAGAGUGCGGUACCAUCCCUCGCUGGAGGCGGGAGAUGACAACAGCUUCUUGGAGCUGGUGGAGAGCCUGCUCAGCGAUACCUACGCAUCUGCGGCAUGCAUGCCUCGGCUGCUGGAGGGGAAGCUGAGCUACAAGGUCAGUCCAUGGCGGGUGGCACCUCCCAGCUUGGCCGGAGGUGGCCUCCAGGAGCUGGAGGAUUUCAUCCAAGAGGCAAACGCUGGCUUGAGUAAACCUCUGGAGGAGGGAGACUAUGACGGGCUGGUGGAGGUGAUGGGGCACCUGAUGAGGGUCAAGGAGAGGCAGGCGGCGACUGACAGCAUGUUUGAGCCCCUGAAAGAGACAGUUGCCUUGCUCAGCACUUACGGAGAGGAGAUGCCGGAGGAGAUCCACCUGCAGCUCCACGACCUCCCCGAGCACUGGGACAGCACCAAGAAGCUCUGCCUGCGCGUCAAGCAGAGCGCGGCGCCCCUGCAAGCCAACGAGGUCAACAUCAUCCGCAGGAAGUGCCAGCAGUUUGAGGUCCGGCAGCACGCCUUCCGGGAAAGGUUCCGGGAAAAAGCCCCUUUUUUGUACACUGACCCAGACCCCUACAUGUCCUUGAACAAGCAACACAAGAGCAUCGCCGCCAUGGAGAGCGACAUGGCAGCCCUCUCCAAGUCAGCUGGGCUGUUUGAAGUGUUGGUCCCAGAAUAUAAACAGCUCAAAGCAUGCCACAGGGAGGUGCGCUUGCUGAAGGAGCUCUGGGACAUGAUCAUCCUGGUUAACACGAGCAUUGACGACUGGAAGACCACCAGGUGGAAGGAUAUCAAUGUUGAGCAGAUGGAUAUCGAUUGUAAGAAAUUUGCUAAAGACAUUCGGAGCUUGGAUAAGGAGAUGAGAAGCUGGGAUGCGUUCACAGGGCUGGACAACAGUGUGAAGAACAUGAUAACGUCCCUGCGCGCCAUGAACGAGCUGCAGAACCCGGCCAUCAGGGACCGGCACUGGCAUGAGCUCAUGCAGGCAACCAAGGUGAACUUCACCAUGUCUGAGGACACAACCCUCGCGGAUCUGCUGCAGCUGAACCUGCACAAGUUCGAGGAUGAGGUUCAUGGCAUCGUGGACAAAGCCGUGAAAGAGUCGGGGAUGGAGAAGGUGCUGAACACUCUGGAUGCUACCUGGGCAACGAUGCAGUUUGAGCACGAGCCUCAUGCCAGGACCGGCAUCAUGCUGCUCAAGUCAGAUGAGGUGCUCAUCGAGAUGCUGGAGGACAACCAAGUGCAGCUGCAGAACCUGAUGACCUCCAAGUACCUAGCCUUCUUCCUUCAGGAGGUGUCGGGCUGGCAGCAGAAGCUGUCGACCACCGACUCCGUUAUCAGCAUCUGGUUUGAGGUGCAGAGGACGUGGAGUCACCUGGAAAGCAUCUUCAUCGGCUCUGAAGACAUCCGCAGUCAACUGCCAGAGGACUCGAAGCAUUUUGAUGCUAUUGAUCAAGAUUUCAAAGAAUUAAUGGCCGAUGCGGUAAAAACUCCCAAUGUGAUUGAAGCUACAAACAAGCCUGGUCUUUACGACAAGCUAGAAGCGUUGCAGAAAAGAUUGGCACUCUGUGAGAAGGCUUUGGCUGAAUACCUUGAGACCAAAAGACUGGCUUUUCCCAGAUUCUACUUUGUUUCCUCUGCAGACCUGCUUGAUAUUUUAUCUAAUGGGAAUGAGCCAGUUGAGGUGUCCCGUCAUCUGCCGAAGCUGUUCGACAGUCUGGCUAAACUGAAGUUCAAGAUGAGUCCGGCCAGAAAGCCCCUGAAGGUUGGCCUGGGGAUACCACGCUCCAUAAACUGCCGUGGGAAGUGCCCUGUUGAGGUUUGGCUGAACCGAGUGCUGGUGAGCAUGCGCUCCACCCUGCGACGCCUGAUCCCCGAGGCCGUGGUGACCUAUGAGGAGAAGCCGCGGGAGCAGUGGGUGUUCGACUACCCGGCACAGGUUGCUCUGACGUGCACCCAGAUCUGGUGGACCACAGAAGUUGGCAUUGCCUUUUCAAGGCUGGAGGAAGGCUAUGAGAACGCAAUGAGGGAUUACAACAAAAAGCAGAUUACUCAGCUAAAUGCACUGAUUUCACUACUCAUUGGAAACCUAACUGCAGGAGACAGGAUGAAGAUCAUGACAAUCUGUACCAUUGAUGUCCACGCCAGGGAUGUUGUGGCCAAAAUGAUCCUUGCGAAGGUGGAGAGUGCCCAGGAGUUCACCUGGCAGUCCCAGCUCCGGCACCGGUGGGAUGAGGGGAGGAGGCACUGCUACGCCAACAUCUGCGACGCUCAGCUCCAGUACUCCUACGAGUACCUGGGGAACACCCCCCGGCUGGUCAUCACCCCCCUGACGGAUCGGUGCUACAUCACCCUGACGCAGUCGCUCCACCUCUUCAUGGGGGGGGCCCCCGCCGGCCCCGCGGGCACAGGGAAGACGGAGACCACCAAGGACCUGGGCCGGGCAGUGGGCAUGAUGGUCUACGUCUUCAACUGCUCCGAGCAAAUGGACUACAAGUCCUGCGGCAAUAUCUACAAGGGGCUUGCUCAGACCGGCGCCUGGGGCUGUUUUGAUGAAUUCAAUCGCAUUUCAGUGGAGGUUUUGUCCGUGAUUGCUGUGCAGGUGAAAUGUGUUCAAGAUGCAAUUCGCGCCAAGAAGAAAACAUUCAAUUUCCUUGGAGAGACCAUCGCUUUGAUCCCGUCGGUCGGGCUGUUCAUUACCAUGAACCCUGGCUACGCAGGACGGACAGAACUGCCUGAAAAUUUAAAAGCUCUGUUCAGACCCUGCGCCAUGGUGGUCCCCGAUUUUGAACUGAUCUGUGAAAUCAUGCUUGUUGCAGAAGGUUUUAUUGACGCUAAGCUUCUAGCAAGAAAAUUCAUUACUUUGUACACACUCUGCAAAGAGUUACUAUCUAAACAGGACCACUAUGACUGGGGUCUGCGGGCUAUCAAGUCUGUGCUGGUGGUAGCUGGCUCCUUGAAGAGAGGGGACCCUGGCCGUGCCGAGGACCAAGUUCUGAUGAGAGCUUUACGAGACUUCAACAUCCCCAAGAUCGUGACAGACGACUUGCCCGUCUUCAUGGGGCUGAUUGGAGACUUGUUCCCAGCCCUGGACGUCCCCAGGAAGAGGGAUCUCAACUUUGAGAAGGUCAUUAGGCAGUCCAUGCUGGAGCUGAAGCUGCAGGCAGAGGAGAGCUUCGUGCUGAAGGUGGUGCAGCUGGAGGAGCUGCUGCAAGUGAGACACUCCGUCUUUGUCGUUGGCAACGCUGGCUGCGGCAAGUCCCAGGUGCUGAGGUCGCUCAACAAGACAUACAAAAGCAUGAAGCGGAAGCCGGUCACCAUGGACCUCGACCCAAAGGCUGUGACCUGCAAUGAGCUGUUCGGGGUUAUUCAUCCGUCCACGCGAGAGUGGAAGGACGGUCUGUUUUCUUCAGCGAUGCGUGACCUGGCCAACAUCACACAUAAAGGGCCCAAGUGGAUCAUCCUCGAUGGAGAUAUUGACCCCAUGUGGAUCGAGUCCCUGAACACGGUCAUGGAUGAUAAUAAGGUUCUCACCUUGGCCAGCAACGAGCGCAUCCCCCUCAACCCCACCAUGCGGCUCCUCUUUGAGAUUAGCCACCUGCGGACCGCCACGCCGGCCACCGUGUCCCGGGCGGGAAUCCUCUACAUCAACCCCACAGACCUGGGCUGGAACCUCGUUGUGACCAGCUGGAUCGAGACAAGGACGGUGCAGUCCGAGAAGGCCAAUUUGAUGAUCCUCUUUGACAAGUACCUGCCGGUGUGCCUAGAGAAGCUCAAGUCUGGAUUCAAGAAGAUCAUCCCUGUCCCUGAGAUCACGGUGAUACAGAUGGUGCUGUACCUGCUGGAGUGCUUCCUGACGCCGCAGACCACCCCGCCGGACUCGCCCCGGGAGCUCUACGAGCUCUACUUUGUCUUCGCCUGUGCCUGGGCCUUCGGCGGGGCCAUGUUCCAGGACCAGCUCGUGGAUUACCGCCUGGAGUUCAGCAAGUGGUGGGUGAACGAGUUUAAAACCAUCAAGUUUCCUUCGCAGGGGACAAUUUUUGACUAUUACAUUGAUCCGGAAACAAAGAAAUUCAUGCUCUGGACUGAAAAAGUGCCAAAAUUCGAACUCGAUCCCGAAGUCCCUUUACAGGCCUCCAUGGUGCACACGACGGAGACCAUUCGCGUGCGCUACUUCAUGGACCUGCUGAUGGAGAAGCAGAGGCCGGUGAUGCUGGUGGGGAAUGCGGGGACGGGAAAAUCGGUCCUGAUGUGGGACAAGCUCGAAGCGCUCAGCGCAGAUGAAUACCUUGUGCAGUCUGUGCCCUUUAACUUCUACACCACCUCGGCCAUGCUGCAGGCUGUCCUUGAGAAGCCCCUGGAGAAGAAAUCGGGGAGGAACUACGGCCCGCCCGGGACCAGGAAGCUUAUCUACUUCAUCGAUGACAUGAACAUGCCGGAGGUGGACAAGUACGGCACCGUGGCACCGCACACACUCAUCCGGCAGCACAUGGACCACAGGCACUGGUACGACAGGAACAAGCUGACCCUGAAGGACAUUCACAACUGCCAGUACGUGGCCUGCAUGAACCCGACCUCAGGGUCCUUCACCAUCGACCCCAGGCUGCAGCGCCACUUCUGCAUCUUUGCCAUGAGCUUUCCCGGCCAGGAGGCUCUGCUGACCGUGUACAGCACCAUCCUCGCACAGCACCUGGCCCUGCAGAGGAUGCCGCCGGCUGUCCAGAAGCUGCAGCCCCAGCUGGUAGCAGCAGCGCUGGCUCUCCACCAGAAGGUUGCCUCCACCUUCUUGCCGACAGCCAUCAAGUUCCACUACCUCUUCAACCUCCGCGACCUCUCCAACAUAUUCCAGGGCCUGUUGUUCUCCACCCCCGAAUGCCUGAAAAGUCCCGUGGACUUGGUGCGUCUCUGGCUCCACGAAGCUGAGAGGGUGUACGGAGACAAGCUCGUCGAUGAAAGGGAUCAAAAAUGCUUUGGGAAGAUGCUGGCGGACACCUGCAGAAAGUUCUUUCAUGAACUCAGCGAAGACCUGGUGUUCGCCAAGCCCAACAUCUACUGCCACUUCGCCCAGGGCAUAGGGGAGUCCAAGUACCUGCCGGUGCCGAGCUGGCCGGCUCUGAACAAGCUGCUGGGGGAAGCCUUGGACAACUACAACGAGGUGAACGCGGCGAUGAGCCUGGUGCUCUUUGAAGAUGCAGUGUCUCAUAUUUGCAGAAUUAGUCGGAUCUUAGAGUCUCCCCGGGGCAAUGCUCUGCUGGUGGGGGUAGGAGGCAGCGGGAAGCAGAGUCUGGCGCGGCUAGCAGCAUACAUCAGCAAUCUGAACGUGUUUCAGAUUACGCUGAGGAAAGGCUAUGGCAUCUCGGACCUGAAGCUGGACCUCGCCUCCCAGCACAUCAAGGCGGCCGUGAAGAACAUCCCCACCGUGUUCCUGAUGACAGACUCCCAAGUUGCUGAAGAAUCGUUCCUGGUCCUAAUCAAUGACUUCUUGGCGUCCGGAGAGGUGCCGGGGCUUUUUCAGGAAGAAGAGCUGGAAAAUAUUAUCAGUGCCAUGAGGCCCCAGAUGAAGUUCCUCGGAUUGCAAGAUACAAGGGAAAACUGCUGGAAAUUAUUUAUAGAAAAAGUCAGGCGUCAGUUAAAGGUCAUCCUCUGCUUCUCCCCCGUGGGCUCAACCCUGCGGGUGCGGGCAAGGAGGUUCCCCGCCAUGGUCAACUGCACGGCCAUCGACUGGUUCCACGAGUGGCCGGAGGAUGCGCUCGUGUCCGUCAGCAGCAGGUUCCUGGAGGAAACAGGGGACAUCGAGGCCGAGGUCAAGGUCUCCAUCAGCCAGUUCAUGUCCUACAUCCACAUGAGCGUUAAGGAGAUGUCCAAGACCUACCUGGCCAUGGAGAGACGCUAUAAUUACACCACGCCAAAGACCUUCCUGGAGCAGAUAAAGCUCUACCAAAACCUGCUGUCAAAAAAAAGGAGCGAGCUCACCGCCAAGAUUGAGAGGCUGGAGAAGGGGCUGAUGAAGCUGCAGAGCACGACAUCGCAGGUGGAUGACCUGAAAGCCAAGCUGGCGGUCCAGGAGGCAGAGCUGAAGCAGAAGAACGAGGACGCGGAUAAACUGAUCCACGUGGUGGGCGUCGAGACGGAGGAGGUCAGCAAGGAGAAAGCCAUCGCUGAUGAGGAGGAGCUGAAGGUCCAGGCCAUCAACACGAAUGUGGCCGAGAAGCAGCGAGCCUGCGAGACCGACCUGGCGAAAGCGGAGCCGGCACUCAUAGCCGCCCAGGAGGCCCUCAACACACUCAACAAGAACAACCUGACAGAGCUGAAGUCCUUCGGGUCGCCGCCCCAAGCGGUGGUGAACGUGACGGCAGCUGUGAUGGUCCUGACAGCCCCCAGGGGCAAGAUACCGAAGGAUAAGAGCUGGAAGGCAGCAAAAGUGAUGAUGGGAAAAGUAGACACUUUCCUUGACGCCUUAAAGAAGUUUGACAAGGAGAACAUCCCCGAGGCCUGUCUCAAGGCGUUUCAGCCCUACCAGUCAGACCCCAGUUUUGAUCCGGAGUUCAUAAUGUCGAAGUCAUCAGCCGCGGCAGGUCUGUGCUCCUGGUGCCUCAACAUUGUUCGUUUCUACGAGGUGUUCUGCGAGGUGGAGCCCAAGAGGCGGGCGCUGGAGGAGGCCAACGCUGAGCUGGCGGAGGCACAAGAAAAACUCAGUCGCAUUAAGAACAAAAUCGCCGACCUGAAUGCUAACUUGGCAGCUCUCACGGCAGAAUUUGAGAAAGCUACAGCUGAAAAAAUCAAAUGUCAGCAGGAGGCCGAUGCAACCAACAGAGUCAUCACAUUGGCGAACAGGUACCGUGCAAACACUGGCUCCAGAAGCAGUGGGACUGUCUUCUGCUCCCCGGCAUUGCCUGCACACACAUGCUCGCCCCAUGCCGCGCCUCCCUCCCCUCUCGGCCGCAGCUAUCUGGACACAAUCGAGCAGGCGGUUUCCGAAGGACAGACGCUGCUGAUCGAAGAUGUUGGCGAGACAGUGGAGCCGGUGCUGGACCAUCUGCUGGGCAGGAACACCAUCAAGAAGGGCAGAUACAUUCGGAUAGGAGAUAAAGAAGUGGAAUAUCACCCGCGCUUCCGCCUGAUUCUGCACACCAAAUAUUCCAACCCUCACUACAAGCCAGAGGUGCAGGCUCAGUGCACGCUGAUCAACUUCUUGGUGACCCGGGAGGGACUGGAGGACCAGCUCCUGGCUGCUGUGGUGGCCAAAGAGCGGCCAGACCUGGAGACCCUGAAGGCAAACCUCACAAAGAGCCAGAAUGAGUUCAAGAUCAAGCUGAAGGAGCUGGAGGAUUCCCUGCUCGCCCGGCUGUCUGCUGCCACGGGGGACUUCCUCGGGGACAUGGCGCUGGUGGAGAACCUGGAAACAACGAAGCGCACAGCCAUGGAAAUUGAGGAAAAAGUGAAAGAAGCUAAAGUCACCGAAGUCCAAAUAAAUGUCGCUAGAGAAAACUACAGGCCGGUGGCAGAGCGAGCAUCCCUGCUGUACUUCAUCCUGAGUGACCUCAACAAGAUCAACCCCAUCUACCAGUUCUCUCUCAAGGCAUUCAACGGGGUCUUCGAGAAAGCCAUUCAGCGCACGGCCCCUGACGACGACAUCAAGCAAAGGGUGAUCAACCUGACGGAUGAGAUCACCUACUCGGUCUAUAUGUACACCGCACGGGGACUCUUUGAGAGAGACAAACUCAUUUUCCUGGCCCAGGUUGCUUUCCAGGUCCUGGCAAUCAAGAAAGAAGUGAACCCCGUGGAGCUGGACUUUCUUCUGCGCUUCCCUUCCAAGGCCGGCGUCACGUCCCCCGUGGACUUCCUGCAGUCCCAGGGCUGGGGUGGCAUCAAGGUGCUCUCGGAAAUGGAAGAGUUCAAGAACUUGGACAGUGACAUCGAGGGCUCGGCAAAGCGAUGGAAAAAGUUUGUGGAGUCCGAGGUGCCGGAGAAGGAGGUGUUCCCCAAGGAGUGGAAGAACAAGUCAGCCCUGCAGAAGCUGUGCAUGCUGCGGUGCAUGCGGCCGGACAGGAUGACCUACGCCAUCAGGAACUUUGUGGAAGAGAAGAUGGGGAGCAAGUUUGUGGAAGGAAGGAGCGUCGAGCUCUCCAAGGCGUACAAGGAGAGCAGCCCCUCCACACCCCUGUUCUUCAUUCUCUCCCCUGGCGUUGACCCACUGAAAGACGUGGAGGCCCUGGGUGAGCCGCUGCCCUCUCCUCAGCUGGCACCAGCCCACGAUGGCUGCGUGCUGCUGCUGUUGGGUGUCCCCAGCCCGAGCGGUGCCAUGUUGUGCUGCACCUGCUCUCUGUGGAACUACAGUAGGAAUCUGGGGGGGGGGGAAGAACUGAUUCCCGAGGUUAUACUUCAGCCCAAGCAGUACAGGAGGGUCCUGUUGCAGAACAUCCACCUGGUGGCCCGGUGGCUGGGCACGCUGGAGAAGAUGGUGGAGCAGUACAGCCUGGGUAGCCACACCGACUACCGGGUGUUCAUGAGUGCCGAGCCAGCCCCCAGCCCCGAGGCACACAUCAUCCCGCAGGGACUGCUGGAAAAUGCCAUCAAAAUCACCAGUGAGCCGCCGACGGGCAUGUAUGCCAACCUGCACAAAGCCCUCGACCUCUUCACCCAGGACACGUUAGAGAUGUGCAGCAAGGAAAUUGAGUUCAAAUGCGUCUUGUUUGCGCUCUGUUACUUCCACGCGGUGGUGGCCGAGCGGCGCAAGUUUGGCGCUCAGGGCUGGAACAGACCUUACCCCUUCAACAACGGUGACCUGACCAUAUCGAUUAACGUCCUGUACAACUACUUAGAGGCUAACCCCAAGGUACCAUGGGAUGAUCUCCGGUACCUCUUUGGUGAAAUCAUGUACGGGGGGCAUAUCACAGACGACUGGGACCGCCGGCUGUGUCGGACUUACCUGAGUGAAUACGUCCGUGUGGAAAUGCUGGAAGGGGAAGUGUACUUAGCUCCAGGGUUUUUGAUCCCUCCCAGCUUGGAUUACAAGGGUUACCACGAGUACAUCGAUGACAACCUGCCCCCGGAGAGCCCCUACUUGUACGGCCUUCACCCCAACGCAGAAAUUGGCUUCCUGACUGUCACUUCGGACAGGCUUUUUCGGACAGUUUUGGAAAUGCAGCCCAAAGAAUCAGACACUGGAGGAGGCUCAGGUGUCUCGCGAGAGGAAAAGGUGAAGUCAGUCCUAGACGAGAUUCUUGAGAGGCUGCCGGAGCCAUUCAGUAUGGUGGAGAUCGUAGCGAAAGCAGUGGACAAGACCCCGUAUGUCAUAGUUGCCUUCCAGGAAUGUGAAAGAAUGAACAUCCUGACCCGUGAAAUCAGGCGGUCCUUGAAAGAGUUAGACUUGGGACUAAAGGGAGAGCUAACGAUUACAUCGGAUAUGGAAGAGCUGGCAAACGCUCUCUUCUAUGACAACGUUCCUGAAUCCUGGACACGUUACGCCUAUCCCUCUCUUCUUAGCUUAGGAGCCUGGUAUGCAGACCUGCUCCUUCGGAUUAGGGAACUGGAAGUCUGGACAACGGACUUUGUGCUGCCUGCAACAGUGUGGCUGGCAGGAUUCUUCAAUCCCCAGUCCUUCCUCACUGCUAUCAUGCAGUCCAUGGCAAGAAAAAACGAAUGGCCACUGGACAAGAUGUGUCUUUCAGUGGAAGUGACCAAGAAAAACCGUGAGGAUAUAACAGCUCCACCCAGAGAAGGCUCCUAUGUGCAUGGAUUAUUCAUGGAAGGCGCUCGAUGGGACAUCCCUUCUGGUGUGAUAGCAGACGCUCGACUGAAGGAGUUGACGCCCAUGAUGCCAGUCAUCUUCAUCAGAGCCAUCCCUGUGGACCGCAUGGACACCAAGAACGUCUAUGAAUGUCCUGUCUAUAAGACACGGAUGCGAGGUCCCACCUAUGUCUGGACCUUUAACCUAAAGACAAAAGAAAAAGCUGCUAAGUGGAUCCUCGCCGCUGUUGCUCUGCUCUUACAGAUCUAAACUUUAAUGACUAUGGAAAACAGCAAAUGCUUUUACUUGCAAAAACACUCAAAGUUGUGUAACUUAGACUAAGUUUGAUUGUACCAGAACUAUUUUAGCAAAGUAUCAAUAAAAACAGUGCUGGAACUGC